AUGCUUCCGGCUUUAAACGCCACUGCUCGGCGUUCAGCACCGCCUUGCCCGCCGGCUGUCCACGCCAUUCUACCGCGGCCGGUCUUUCUCAUCCGCUACCACCGCGACUUCGUCGUAUCUCCAACCGAUCUGCCCCUCCUGCACCCGGCCACGCUUCCGAAUCUGAUACUAUGGGUGGCGGCCACGAUCACAAGAGCAGGGGGCCGCAUCGAGCCAUUUUACAAACCUGGACAAUAUGAGAAGGUCAAUCUUUUGGCAAACAUGUACAAUGCCCGCUACUCUGGCGAACCCAACAUCAAACUCGCUGUUUGGGCUGCUCCCGGCCAGGACCGUCCAUCUUUCCAGGAAGCUGUUUCCCACGAGUUCAAGAAAGCUCAUAUUGGUGAUAGUUUCGGUCCCUCUUGGACUACACACUGGUUUCAUGUCACAAUUACUGUUCCUCGGGAGCUCGCCGAUGAGGAGUUUGUCAUCCUCGAAUGGGAUGCCAACAACGAGGGCAUGGUAUGGACCGACGAUGGAAUGCCCCUCCAGGGCCUCACUGGAAACGGCGAUCGUAUUGAGUGGGUCAUUCCCGACGACUUCCGCGACGGCAAGGAGCAUGUCAUUUACAUUGAAAUGGCCUGCAACGGCAUGUUUGGCAACGCCCCCGAUGGUACCGCUGACAACACGCCGCCCGACCCGAACAGAUAUUUUGCCAUCUCCAAAGCCAAUAUCGCCGCCGUGAAUUAUCAAGCGCGCAUGCUCCUUUUUGACAUCUGGCAAAUCGGCGACGCUGCCCGCGAGCUCCCCGAAGACUCGGCCGAACAAAACAAAGCCUUGGCUGUCGCCAUGAAGAUUAUUGAUACUUUCCAGGUCGAUAACCAAGACUCUAUUCUCAAGUGCCGCAAGAUUGCCCAAGAAAUCAUUGGCCCCGACGUCGACUCUCACCGCGUCUACGAGGUGGGCAAGGAUCCUACCGUCUUCGGCAUCGGCCAUUGCCACAUUGACAGCUGCUGGCUGUGGCCCUUUGAUGAGACCAAGCGCAAGGUAGCCCGCUCUUGGUCCAGCCAGUGCGAUCUCAUGGACCGUUACCCAGAAGCACACUUUGCCUGUUCCCAGGCGCAGCAAUACAAGUGGCUCAAGACGCUCUACCCUCGUGCCUUUGAGCGCGUCAAGGCCAAGGUUAAGGAGGGCCAGUUCCAUCCGAUUGGUGGUAGCUGGGUUGAGCAUGACACCAACAUGCCCAGCGGUGAGUCUCUUGUCCGCCAGUUCUUCUACGGCCAGCGCUUCUUCGAGUCCGAGUUUGGCUCCCGCAGUCGCACCUUUUGGCUGCCCGACACAUUCGGGUACUCUAGCCAGCUGCCACAGCUUUGCCGCCUCGCCGGUAUGGACCGCUUCAUGACCCAGAAGCUGAGCUGGAAUAACAUCAACAAUUUCCCUCACACUACAUUCAUGUGGGUCAGCCCGGAUGGUAGCCAAGUCAUUUGCCAUAUGCCUCCCUCCGAGACGUACACCUCAGAAGCCAACUUCUCCGACAUUCGCAAGAGCAUUUCCCAGCACAAGACGAUGCGAACUGACAGCUCCUCACUCCUCGUCUUUGGCAAGGGUGACGGUGGCGGUGGUCCUACCUGGCAGCACCUCGAGAAGCUGCGCCGCUGCGCCGGCAUUAGCAACACAAUCGGCGGUAUUCCCAAGCUCAAGCUUGGUCUUUCAGUCGACGACUUCUUUGAUCGUCUAACAUCCAAGGCUGACGCCUUUCCAACAUGGUACGGUGAGCUGUACUUUGAGCUCCACCGCGGCACCUACACCACCCAGGCCAACAACAAGUACUACAACCGUAAGGCCGAGGUCAUGCUCCGCGACAUUGAGCAGCUCGCCACCAUUGCCUCCAUCAAAAACAAAUCUUACAAGUAUCCUACCGAGGACAUUGAUGACAUGUGGGAGACUGUCCUGCUUUGCCAGUUCCACGACUGCCUUCCGGGCAGCUCUAUUGAGAUGUGCUACGAUGACACCGACAAGCUCUACGCCGAAGUUUUCAAGACUGGCCACACACUCUUGAAGGAAGUUUACCAAAGCUUCAACGCCUCGAAUCUCCGCGCCUCGUCUGUCCACGAGUCUGUCGUUCUCAACACUCUUCCCUGGCAUCGUAAGGAGAUUGUCGAGAUUUCCGAGACUGAAGUUGGCGUUGCCUGCGGAGACGGCCAGCUGCUUCCCGUGCGCUCGUUCAAGACUCAAAGCACCGAGCCCGCUGUAACCUUGCGCCAAGUCACCAAGGAUCAAUACGUCCUUCAGAAUGAGCACUUUCGGAUUGAAGUCGAGAGCGGCUGCAUCACCUCCCUCUACGAUCGUCUCAACGACCGCGAAAUUGUUGAGCAGGGUGCCAAAGCAAACAGGUUCGUCAUAUUUGAUGACAUUCCCAUCUACUGGGACGCCUGGGAUGUUGAGGUUUACCACCUCAAUACCAAGAGAAACCUCCAAUACGGCGAGACUCGGGUCUAUGAGGUCAAGCCUCACCGUGUGACACUUGUGACAGACAUCCAGAUCAGCAAGGAAAGCUCCAUGAAGGCUUACAUUAGCCUCUCGGCUUCGCUCAAGGGCCAGCCCUCAUGGAUCGAGUGCUCAGCCGAGGUUGACUGGCACGAAAGCAACAAAUUCCUCAAAGUCGAGUUUCCCGUCAACAUUGUCAACAACGAGGCUUCGUACGAGACCGCUUACAGUAUCACCAAACGCCCCACUCACUACAACACCAGUUGGGACAUGGCCAAGUUUGAAGUGUGCUGUCACAGGUUUGCCGAUUUGUCCGAACACAACUACGGUGUCUCGGUUCUCAAUGACAGCAAGUACGGCUUUGCCACCGCUGGUAAGGUGAUGCGCCUGUCCCUCCUUCGCUCGCCAAAGUCGCCAGAUGAACAUGCCGACAUGGGCAAGCAUAAUAUCCGGUGGGCCAUCUUCCCUCACAAGGGGGCGCUCUCCUCCGCCACUGUCCGGGCCGGCUAUGCUUUCAACACCCCCCUCAAGGUACUCUCAGCACCUAAGGCCGUGAUUGACAGCCUCGGUAGUGCUCCAAUCAGACUGGUUAACGUCGAUGAGUCUGCUUCGCUGAUUUUGGAUACCAUCAAGCGCGGUCACGACGAUGAGGAUGUGAGCCGUCGCGAGGGCCUCUGUGUCAAUCCUGGAAAGAGCGUCAUCGUAAGAGUGUACGAGUCCCUUGGUGGCCACAGCCGAGGGACAAUUGAGACGACCUUUGACGUCAAGCGUGUGUCCAAGUGCAACAUUCUCGAAGACGAGGGCGAGGACGUGCCUUUUAGCGGCGGCAAAUUUGCCAUCAAAUUGCGGCCGUUUGAGGUGGCCACCUUUAAGCUUCAGCUGAGAAAUUGCCAGAUUGAGAAGGAGUUGCCAGUCUUCUCUGCCAUGAGCAGGGAGUCACAGUAUGUGAUAAGAUUGAGAGAAUCUUUCACGGUUGUAUAG
Molecule: messenger RNA, 3447 nt
Organism: Akanthomyces muscarius
Lineage: Eukaryota; Fungi; Ascomycota; Sordariomycetes; Hypocreales; Cordycipitaceae
Exons: 6
Coding region: 1-3447 (1148 amino acids)
Biological process (GO): mannose metabolic process; oligosaccharide catabolic process
Cellular component (GO): fungal-type vacuole membrane
Molecular function (GO): carbohydrate binding; alpha-mannosidase activity
Source: RefSeq, a predicted model, not a curated record